AAGUGUACUGUUCGAAAAAAACCUUGCGAAAUUCAUCAAAUUGGCAUCAUUAGUUAAUUAUCUGUAUGCAUUAACAGCGUCCUCGAUAAAGGAAGGCCCUAGGUCUUGUCAUCUCUGAUUGCUGAGGAACUUCAGAAAGUGUAUUAUAGAGUAAUUUACAAGAUGGCAAUGCAGGAACGGAGACAAGCAGCAGAGGUGUUGGAAGCAGAGGAUGAAACUUUUGGACCACUUCCUCUCAGCAGGCUGGAGGCAAAUGGCAUCAGUGCAACAGAUGUAAAGAAAAUGGAAGAUGCUGGCUUUUUUACUGUAGAAUCUGUGGCUUAUACCCCAAAGAAAAAUCUUCUGUCUAUCAAAGGAAUUAGCGAAGCUAAGGCUGACAAAAUCUUGGCAGAAGCUGCUAAACUAGUUCCCAUGGGAUUUACUACAGCAACAGAAUUCCACCAGAAAAGAUCUGAAAUAAUUCAAGUUACCACAGGAUCCAAGGAGCUCGAUAAACUCUUACAGGGUGGGAUCGAGACUGGCUCUAUUACAGAAAUAUUUGGAGAGUUCAGAACAGGAAAAACACAGAUUUGUCAUACCUUAGCUGUUACCUGUCAGUUACCCAUUGACAUGGGAGGAGGAGAAGGAAAGGCACUGUAUGUAGAUACAGAGGGAACAUUUAGACCCGAGCGUUUACUGGCUGUCGCAGAAAGGUAUGGUCUAUCUGGUAGUGACGUGUUGGAUAAUGUGGCCUGUGCCCGAGCCUAUAACAGCGAUCAUCAGUCACAACUUCUUGUACAGGCUGCAGCUAUGAUGUCAGAGUCCAGAUAUGCUUUACUGAUAGUAGACAGUGCUACAGCACUGUACAGAACUGAUUAUUCAGGGAGAGGAGAGCUGUCUGCGAGACAGAUGCACCUUGCACGUUUCUUGAGGAUGUUACUUCGGCUGGCAGAUGAGUUUGGUGUGGCAGUUGUGAUAACAAAUCAAGUGGUAGCCCAGGUGGAUGGUGCAGCCAUGUUCUCAGCUGACCCCAAGAAACCCAUAGGAGGGAAUAUAAUAGCCCAUGCAUCCACUACAAGGUUAUAUCUAAGGAAAGGAAGAGGGGAAACCAGAAUAUGUAAGAUAUAUGAUUCUCCCUGUCUACCAGAGGCAGAGGCCAUGUUCGCUAUUAAUGCAGAUGGUAUUGGUGAUGCUAAAGACUGAGGCGGAGAGAGGGCUGGAGAUACUGAUAAUGUUGCUGGAAUUUACUGCCCUACAUGUACUUUAGAUAUCAGAUUUCUUCUUAUAUAACUUAGAAUUGACAGUACAAACAUAAACAAGACCACAACCAAUGUGAAGCUGGUGAUGUGGAACCACACUAUUUCACAGGAUGGAUAUGAAUCUUGUUAGUGUGUAGCUGGUGAUGUGGAACCACACUAUUUCACAGGACGGAUAUGAAUCUUGUUAGUUUGGAGCUGGUGAUGUGGAACCAAAGUAUUUCACUGGAUGGAUAUGGAACUUGUCAGUGUGGAGCUGGUGAUGUGGAACCACACUGUUUCACAGAAUGGAUAUGGAACUUGUUAGUGUGUAGCUGGUGAUGUGGAACCAAAGUAUUUCACUGGAUGGAUAUGGAUUGUGUCAUUGUGUAGCUGGUGAUGUGAAGCUAAAGUUUGU
Messenger RNA from Ylistrum balloti, 1632 nucleotides. Its product is annotated as DNA repair protein RAD51 homolog 1. Gene Ontology annotation, molecular function: ATP-dependent DNA damage sensor activity; double-stranded DNA binding; ATP hydrolysis activity. The record is from RefSeq and is a predicted model, not a curated record. The transcript is spliced from 10 exons. Gene Ontology annotation, cellular component: condensed nuclear chromosome. Gene Ontology annotation, biological process: DNA recombinase assembly; mitotic recombination-dependent replication fork processing; chromosome organization involved in meiotic cell cycle. Bases 163 to 1182 code for a protein of 339 amino acids. NCBI's taxonomy places the organism in Eukaryota, Metazoa, Mollusca, Bivalvia, Pectinida, Pectinidae.